GACUGCACUUCCCGGCAGGCGGUGCGGCCCAAGGGGCGGAACUCCAUUUCCCAGCAGGCUCCAGGCGGCGGGCGCCGUGGUGCCUUGUGUGGGAUGUAAGCGCGGAGGUGGGCGCGGGGGACCCAGGCCAGGACUCUCCUUGGGAUUUGGGGGGCUUGGCCUAAGGGCGUGUUCCGGACAGACUCUAGGCCGAGGCCCGCCGCCAUGGGGCUGAAGGCCGCCCAGAAGACGCUGUUCCCGCUGCGCUCCAUCGACGACGUGGUGCGGCUGUUCGCUGCCGAGUUGGGCCGAGAGGAACCGGACCUGGUGCUCCUGUCCUUGGUACUGGGCUUCGUGGAGCAUUUCCUUGCUGUCAACCGCGUCAUCCCCACCAAUGUGCCCGAGCUCACCUUCCAGCCCAGCCCCGCGCCCGACCCACCUGGCGGGCUUACCUACUUCCCUGUGGCUGACCUGUCCAUCAUCGCUGCGCUGUAUGCCCGCUUCACCGCCCAGAUCCGUGGCGCUGUCGACCUGUCUCUCUACCCGCGAGAGGGGGGUGUCUCCAGCCGAGAACUGGUGAAGAAGGUCUCCGAUGUCAUCUGGAACAGCCUCAGCCGCUCCUACUUCAAGGAUCGGGCCCACAUCCAAUCCCUCUUCAGCUUCAUCACAGGCACUAAACUGGACAGCUCUGGUGUGGCCUUUGCCGUGGUGGGGGCCUGCCAGGCUCUGGGUCUCCGCGAUGUCCACCUGGCCCUGUCCGAGGACCACGCCUGGGUAGUGUUUGGGCCCAACGGAGAACAGACAGCUGAGGUCACUUGGCAUGGCAAGGGCAACGAGGAUCGCAGGGGCCAGACGGUCAACGCGGGUGUGGCUGAGCGGAGCUGGCUGUACCUGAAAGGCUCGUACUUGCGCUGUGACCGCAAGAUGGAGGUGGCGUUCAUGGUGUGUGCCAUCAACCCUUCCAUCGACCUGCACACCGACUCCCUGGAGCUGCUGCAGCUCCAGCAGAAGUUGCUCUGGCUGCUCUAUGACCUGGGACAUCUGGAAAGGUACCCCAUGGCACUGGGGAACCUGGCGGAUCUGGAGGAACUGGAGCCUACCCCCGGCCGGCCAGACCCACUCACCCUCUACCACAAGGGCAUUGCCUCAGCCAAGACCUACUACCGGGAUGAGCACAUCUACCCCUACAUGUACCUGGCUGGCUACCACUGUCGCAACCGCAAUGUGCGCGAAGCCCUCCAGGCGUGGGCUGACACGGCCACUGUCAUCCAGGACUACAACUACUGCCGUGAGGACGAGGAGAUCUACAAGGAGUUCUUCGAAGUAGCCAAUGAUGUCAUCCCCAACUUGCUGAAGGAGGCAGCCAGCCUGCUGGAGGCCGGCGAGGAGCGGCCAGGGGAGCAGACCCAGGGUGCCCAGAGCCAGGGUUCUGCCCUGCAGGACCCAGAGUGCUUUGCCCACCUGCUGCGGUUCUAUGACGGCAUCUGCAAGUGGGAAGAGGGCAGCCCCACGCCGGUGCUGCACGUGGGCUGGGCCACCUUCCUCGUGCAGUCCCUAGGCCGGUUCGAGGGACAGGUACGGCAGAAGGUGCGCAUCGUGAGUCGGGAGGCCGAGGCGGCCGAGGCGGAGGAGCUUUGGGGCGAGGAAGCCCGUGAAGGACGCCGGCGAGGCCCCCGGCGUGAGUCCAAGCCUGAGGAGCCGCCGCCGCCUAAAAAGCCGGCCCUGGAUAAGGUCCCGGGCGGAGGCCAGGGGGCGAUGUCAGGACCUCCUCGGAAGCCCCCAGGGACGGUCCCCGGCACUGCCCGCGGCCCGGAAGGAGGCAGCACGGCUCCGGCGCCACCGCCUGCGGCGUCGCCACCGCCCGAGGGCCCGGUGCUCACUUUCCAGAGCGAGAAGAUGAAGGGCAUGAAGGAGCUGCUGGUGGCCACCAAGAUCAACUCGAGCGCCAUCAAGCUGCAGCUCACGGCGCAGUCGCAAGUGCAGAUGAAGAAGCAGAAGGUGUCUACACCUAGCGACUACACGCUUUCCUUCCUCAAGCGCCAGCGCAAGGGCCUCUGAACUACCUGCCGGCCCUUGCGGUGGGGGGACAAGGGCACUCGGUCCCGAUGGAGGGGCCACCCCCGUCACCCCCACCCGGCCCUCGAGCCCAAGCCCCGCCCCCGGGCCAAGGGGGCCUGAGCCCCUCCUUCAGGCCCCACCCCCACCCGGAACCCCUGCUGCAACUUGCGGGAGGGCAGACCACUCCCCGGCUCUGCCGGUCAUUGGAAUGUAGAUCGCAUCCCCUGGAAUCCCAGCCGGCCAAGGGAAACCUCACUUGGAGCUCCAUCAUUAAUCUUUAAAGGUCCAAGCACUGGAAACAGGCCCCACCUCAGAACCGAGGCUCUAACCCUGGACCAGACCGGGGCUGCUCAUGGUUGCUCCCUGCCUGUGGGGCGGAGGUUUCGCCCUACACCCCAGAAGCACAGGUCCCGCCUCCAACUCCGGAACCUGGGACUCCGCUCGGCCCCUAGGAGUACAGUUCCGCACUUCAGAAUUCCAUCCUUUGGGAAUCCAAGCCCCCGACCCCAAAGAACUUAAAACUUUCAGAGUUUGGAAAUCCUAGCUUCUUCCCUUCUCUGCCCUGCGAGUCUGGGACACGAAACGCAGUCUCCGGCCUGUGAAUCCUGAGCCCCGCCCCCUUCCUGACCAAACUGGCCCCAGAUCAGAGCAGACCUCUUUCCGACCCUCUGGGAACCUCCCCGAGGUCCAGCCCGUCUCAGGGGACUCUGGAGGAAAUCUGCAGGGGUUUGCGAGUGGGUGAGGGGAGCCUGAUCUCUUCCUGUUUUGUACAUAGAUUUAUUUUUCAGUUCCAAGGAAGAUGAAUACAUUUUGUAAAAAAAAA
Mustela lutreola (European mink) is the source of this 2860-nucleotide messenger RNA. It is a transcript of the gene MEN1, whose product is annotated as menin 1. The record is from RefSeq and is a predicted model, not a curated record. Lineage: Eukaryota; Metazoa; Chordata; Mammalia; Carnivora; Mustelidae. Gene Ontology annotation, molecular function: chromatin binding; transcription cis-regulatory region binding; Y-form DNA binding. The transcript is spliced from 10 exons. Gene Ontology annotation, cellular component: histone methyltransferase complex; nucleus; chromatin. The coding region runs from base 205 to 2037 and encodes 610 amino acids. Gene Ontology annotation, biological process: negative regulation of cell cycle; negative regulation of cell population proliferation; regulation of transcription by RNA polymerase II.